GCGAGCGCAGGGAGCUGCCACACCGCGGGGCUAUAAAAUAGAAAGCCCGCAUCUGCCCCUCAUUGCGUGGUGUCAAAAACCACAAUCUCGAUUGAAGCAUUCUCAGAAACUUUAUUAGGUGUAUAUUUCUCUCAGUUCAUAGCUCUUCGUCAAGACGCUCUGUUAGCUGGCCAAAUUUGUUGGACCAACGUGCUAUCUCAUCCAGUCAACCAGCCAUGGACAGCGCCAUUUCCAACAAGGGAGCGUCGUGGUCGCUGCAAAACACCCAGGCCCCAUCCGCAGACCGCGGGGUAAUGGCUCUCUUCUCGCUCAAGGGGAAGACAGCCAUCAUCGCCGGUGCCGCCGCGGGAAUAGGCCUUGCCGUCGCUCAAGCGUACGCUGAAGCCGGUGCCAACGUUGCCCUGUGGUACCACAGCAACAAGUCGGCUCACGACCGCGCUGCUGAAAUCGAGAAGAAAUACGGUGUUCGAUCCAGGGCAUACCAGGUCAACGUUCAGGAACCCCAGCAGAUCGAAAACGCCGUCCAGACCGUCCUCAAGGAGUUCAACGGCCGUCUCGACAUCUUCGUCGCCAACUCUGGCAUUCCUUGGACCCAGGGCGCCGUGACGGCUGGCCAGCUCGAUCACUAUCGCAAGGUCAUCAGCACCGACCUCGACGGAGUUUACUACGCCGCACGGGCCGUGGCACCGGUCUGGCGGCGACAGAAGCAAGAAGGGACGGAUAUCAAUGGAAACAAGCUCCACAACUUCACGUACGGUAGCUUCAUCGCGACUGCGUCGAUGAGCGGACACAUUGUCAAUGUCCCGCAAUUGCAGGCGGCAUAUAACGCUGCAAAGGCCGGAGUCAUCCAUCUCUGUAAAUCCCUGGCGAUGGAGUGGGUUCAAUUCGCCCGUGCCAACAGCAUCUCUCCGGGAUAUAUUGCUACCGAACUGUCUAGCUUUCUUGGUGAAGACACGCUGAAGAUGUUGCAGGGCAAGAUCCCAAUGGGCCGCGAGGGACAGCCACACGAAUUGGCCGGUGCAUACGUGUACUUGGCCUCUGAUGCUUCGAGCUACACCACUGGCACGGAUAUCAUCGUUGACGGUGGAUACACUUGUCCCUAAAUUGAUGGAUUUCGAUUCACCACACUUCUUUCGGGUUUGCUUGGAUCUGGCGUACUUGAAAGAAUGGAAUUUGAAGCCACAUGAAAUAGAUAGAUCGGUUCCUUCUAUGAACCUUGUGACCAGCGCUAGACAACAAUGAAAAAAGCGAGGCGGGAUUUUUUUCCUUAU
Molecule: messenger RNA, 1271 nt
Organism: Coccidioides immitis RS
Lineage: Eukaryota; Fungi; Ascomycota; Eurotiomycetes; Onygenales; Onygenaceae
Product: sorbitol utilization protein SOU1
Exons: 3
Coding region: 216-1103 (295 amino acids)
Cellular component (GO): intracellular anatomical structure
Molecular function (GO): oxidoreductase activity, acting on NAD(P)H, oxygen as acceptor
Source: RefSeq, a predicted model, not a curated record